AUGUUUACUUUGAUAAUCGGCGAAUUUGGAGGGGUACGUUCGCUACCCUGCGGUAAGAGAUUCGGGUGGAAAACGGGUGACGGCGAUUGCGAAGAAAGUCCGGUCAAAAACCGCCUUGGUGACACCCGGUCACUUGUUGUUGUCACCCUUUGGCUAAGUUGGUCAGCGAUCGGAACAGUAAUCUAUCUAUCUAUCUAUCUAUCUAUCUAUCUAUCUAUCUAUCUAUCUAAAUACAGACGCACCUUUCAUAUUUCAUACAAUAUCUAUCUAUCUAUCUAUCUAUCUAUCUAUCUAUCUCAGUUUAUAUCUAUCUAUCUAUCUAUUUAUUGUCGUAUAAUGGAUAUCUGUAUUUAUAACUAUCUAUGUCACUGUUCAUAUCUAUCUAUCUAUCUAUCUAUCUAUCUAUCUAUCUAUCUAUCUCCUUUCCUCUAUCACUCUCGUCCUUCCUUUCUAAUCAGUGUUUACCCCAUUCUUUCUCUCUCUCCCUACGACGAAAACAAGCGCUUCAAUUUUCUCUUCGUCAAACAUCAGCCUGUAAAGACAGACGAACGGCCAUUGUCCCGUCACGUGAUCUUCCUAACAUUGUACAAUCAUUCGUUUUCAUCACCGUUUCUUUUUUUUCUUUUAAUAUUUUAUCUCUCUUUCUUCCAGUUAUACAACGGUUCAGAGCUUAAUCUAACUCUUGGACAAUUUUGCUGUUACACAUUUGAACAAUUUUACACACGCUAUCUAUCUAUCUAUCUGUCUAUCUAUCUAUCUAUCUAUCUAUCUAUCUAUCUAUCUAUUUUAUUUUAA
Acanthosepion pharaonis is the source of this 795-nucleotide messenger RNA. The record is from the annotation of a GenBank genome assembly. Lineage: Eukaryota; Metazoa; Mollusca; Cephalopoda; Sepiida; Sepiidae.